GGGAGGGGGCGUGGAAUUUAACUUCUUGUUUGUUUUACUUUUCCACAAAGCAUAGCUGACAAAGUUGGAGGGUCAAAGUAAUCUAACAUAGCUCUAACGACAACAACAACAAGAAGAAGAAGAAACCAGAUAUACGGCAAUCGGCGAUGGAUCCUCGCUCUCCUUACAUUCACCAUACCAGGUACGUUCCUCGCCAUCCUCAACCUCCGCCUCCUGCUCCGCCUCAACCUCAACCUCAGCCUCAGCCUCAGCCUCAAUCGCAUCCUCAUCCUGAUCAUCCUUUCCCCAAUAAUCCUAAUGUCUAUGCACCUCACCAUUCUAGCCUCCUCACUGCACCUCCUCCUCUCCGACCACAACCGCGUCCUCCUCCUCCACAACCUUCCUACCACUCUCUCCCUGCACCACCUCAAUUCAAUCCUCAUAAUUCCCAAUUCUCCUACAAUCCUAAUUCAUUUAAUUCUAAUCACCCCAGAUCACACCCUGAUGUUCAUAAUUUCCCCCAAUCGCCUCGCUUUAUGCACCACAAACCUUUCGACGAUGAUCUUCCGCGUCGAUUACCUGAUUAUAUACGUGAUGACAGACCUGAUUUGUGGGACUCACCUAGGUUUUUGCCAGAUAGAUGGCCCUCUAGACCCUACCCUCCUGCUAACUUGGAGGCGGACUCAUAUCGCCGCCCUCUAGAUAACCAGCCCAUGUCUCCUGUGAAGAUUAGGCGUGAAUUAGAAGGUAAUUCUAGGUUUGUAGGGGAACAUAAACAGAGAGAAGAACAUAUACUCGGUCGUGGUGAUGACAAUUAUCAUCGUCGGGGUCAAUUUGGAUCCACUUCAAAUAGGUCUUCAAGGGAUUUUCGAAUGGUAUCGAAUCAAAUGAAUCACAGUUCUCCUGGUGAUAAUCUGCGCGGUUUGCCCUAUGAUGAUGGAAUGGACGAGAAUCAGAGAUGGGUACAUGACAGAGAGGUUAACGAAGAUGCGCAUUUUUCCUUUAUUGAAAGGGGGAGUAAUGAAAUUGGUGACGCUGCUGGAAUUCGAGUUGCCGCUGGGAAACGUGAGCAUUAUAGGUGCAGAGAAGUGAAUGCACAGUUGGAAAGACAUAGUAGUAAGGGAAGUAGAGAGGAUAAUUAUGAGUUUAGUCGCAUUUCAAGGAAGCCCCCGCAAAAAAAGAGUGUUCUUCUUAGGAUUCAAAAGCCUAAUUAUAGGAACAGAGAGGAUGAAAGGUUGCAUUAUUUGGGUUAUUUGGAUGAUAACAAAUAUAGUUCUUUUAGGGGUAAAGAACAAAAUAUGUAUCAGAAUCAUGACAUGGAAGAGCAAGUUAGAGAGGGAAGCCCUGUAGAACUUGAUGUGUCUUUCAAGUCUAAUUCACUGGUAGCGAAGGCUAUUGCUACUCCAAGUUCUGCAGGUGUUUCUGAUUUGCACGUGACGCCUAGGAAUGAGAAAGUAAGGAAAGUAUUGAUCCUUAAUAAGGAUAGUUCAGGUUCAUCAGCAAUUAAACCCAGUGCAGGUACAGGAAAAUUAGAAAAUGCUGCAUUAGCAACAACUUCCAGUUCGGACAAGGACCUACUACAGCCCAAAGUGGAAGCUGCAGCUUCUGGUAUUGGUAAUGUGCAUGAUAGUAGUUCACUGCCUGGUUCCAGUGGGACUAUAACCUCAGUUGAAAAUAGUAAACUGGAGACAUCUACUAAGAGUUCUGUGUCAAAUAAAGGGGGAACUAAUGUUAUUUCUGGUAAAACAUCUUCUCUCAAGGUUGCAAAGAAGAAAAAAAUAGUGAAGAGAGUAGUGAAAAAAGUUGUAAAUCCUUUGAGUUCUUCAAGUUCCCAGCCAACUACAAAGUGUGAUGGAUCUCUGACAGCAGAUGGCUUUGCCUAUGGUCUACCUGCAUCUUCUGAACCUGAAAAGAGUGUUGCUGAAGCUUCAGUUGACAUUGUCAUUCCACAGCCUCACUCAAAUGAAACAAUUAUGAUGCCUGAUACUGAGAAUGACAGAGUUGAGAGAUUUGCUAAGAUCAUGGUAUCUGACAAUGACACAAUUACUGAUUCUGGUGGAUUGUGUGUACCUAAUAUAAAGAGAAAGAGGAGCCAUUCAUCUUCUCCUCUGGGUUCUUCUGGUCGCAAAGAAAGCAAAAUCAAUGAGAAAAUGGCAAAUGGUAAUUCUGCCAACUACUUGCAUGUCUCAAGUACUGACAAGGAUUUUGGUAAAUUGCUAGAUGGAACUGCUAGUUCUGACAUUGAUAGUCUUGAACCCGCCAGCAAGCAACUUUGUCUGGAUGCAGACUCAUUAUUGCUUGAGAAUAAUGCAGCAAGUGGAUCUCCCAAGGAUUUGGAAAUGAAAACUCAUUCUGCUAAAGGCAAUACUGAUUUUGGUUUCUUAAGUUCUGAGGAAAUUAAGAUUCAUGAGGGCCCUGCAAGUUCAUGUAAUACGACCUUGGGGUGUGAGUCUGACAGUGGUUUAAUAUCGGAUGGAGUUACAGUUUCAGACAUUAGGACGACAGAUGUUAGAAGCAAGGAGGCUUGUAUAAAUCAGGGUAAUCAUUUAGUGGAGAAUGGUGUUGUAGAUCAGUUUCUAAAUGCUAAUUUUUCUGCAGGAAGUGGCAAAAUUUUCUGGCAAUCAUAUUCAGGUGAAAGGACAAUUCAGAAUGUUGCCCCACAUGCGAGCUGUUCCAAUGAAGUAGGUACUCAUUUUCAUUCUGACAGUGGUCAUACUAUUGCAGGAGAAAUUAAUUUUUCCUGCCAUGGGACUAUUGAUGAUGUUUGCAAGAGGCCAUCUUCAGAUAGGGUUAGUUUGUCACUUGAGAAUGUUCCUACAGGAGGAUCACCGAAUUGCAUGAUUUCUACUGAUGGCAGCAAGGAGGAUACACCUAGCAUUAAGAACAGCAAUACAAAUAUUGAAAUGCCUCAGUUACAUAUUUCAAAAUCGGAGGUGAAUAACUCAUAUUUAAAGCCUGUAAACAUGGUGACCUCUGGAACUUGGGUGGAUACAACCUUAAGGCUGUCUUUCAAAGAUCCUACUCCAACAGAGUUUACAGUUUCUGGUGGUGGCUCUGAGAAUGUUGGGUUGCAAGGUUGUAAAGAUGGAAUUAAUGAUUUUUACCAGAGAAGUUCACCGGAUGUGAUGGAGGCCAAUGUGUCAGUUAACAGAACUAUUAAUGUUGGUCCAGAUGGGACAUCACCCAAGAAUCAAAAGAAAAGAAAAUUCUCUUGUUCUCAACUGGAGUCGACUAAUCAAUUGACUCGUUUAAUGGCAUCUUACGAGUCAGAGGGACCUCUAAGUGCAGACAUCUCAGAAUUAGCUCUAGAAGUGUCUUCCAAUUCUGGCAAUGGUCUGAUGCAACCAGAAGUUGAUACCUCAGUGUGUGCCAUGAAUCAUUUGUUCACUCCUGAUUUCCCACCUUUGCAGAAAGAGACUGUACCACUUGAUAAUUGUUCUGUGGGAGGAUAUCAUGGCACUGUGGAUUCACUUAGAGAUGGUAAGCAGCUUGCAGAUGCAACUCUAAUUAUGGCUGGAAGUAGUCAUCAAAGCAACUCUAUUCAUAUAGAAAGUGCUGAGGCAGAAACAAUGGAUUUAGAUGCUGGAGAAGAACAAGAUAUUGUUGACAGUGGGACAGCUCAGUGCCAAUUUCCUUCAGAACUUCGGUUCCCUGACUCAAAUGAAAGAUUGCCUAGGGCAGAUGUGGAGAAUGAUUUUCAACAUAUGAAGAAUGAUUUACCUUCUAUGUCGAGCUAUUUGUCUUCAUUAAAGGAUGGUAAUGAAGUUUCUACUAUCAACUCUAGUGGUGAAGCUAUGGGGUUUUUGUCUGAUACUUUAUCUGACAUGGAUUGUCUUGAAACAUUGCCUGAUAUCCCAGGCACAUCACACAGCCAACUUUCCAUUGAAGAGGUAGUUAUGGAUCAAGAAAUCCUACUUGAGAAGCAUGCAAUUCAAGGUGGUUCUAAUUUAUCUGUUGGUACUACUGGUUCACCAAAUACUGAAAUUAAUUCUAACUCCAACCACGGAGUAGAAAAUGAUUUCUCUUUUAGUGGGAAGAAUGGACUUUUGCCAUCACAGAAUUCCAGAAAUAGUACUCAAAUUGCGAAUACCAUGAGUGGAGGGCACAGGAGGAAGAUUCAGCCUGCUCAAGCUGUCUCUAAGAUUUUUCCAGGUCGCUCAUCUGUGGUAUUUACUGCUUCAAAAAACACAGCCUCUUCAACCCAUAUCUCAAAACCUCGAACAUGGCACAGAACGGAAAAUCCAUCUACUUUGGGUCAGCCGGGAAACAAGGCUUUUUCAAGCACUGCUCCUACACAAUGGAAAUUUCCUAAAAAGAUCACAAAGUUCCAGAACACCUCUUACAUUCGUAAGGGUAACAGUCUUGUCAGAAAACCUACUACAGUGGCUGCUCAAUCCCAGAGUUCUCAUGGUUUGAGUUCUUCUGUUAAUCGGAUGAACUCUUUGGGUACAGAUGAACUGAAGAAGAAUGCUGGAUCUGACACUAGAACAGGUGUUGCUGAGCCAUCAAAUUUUGCACGAACAGGAGUGACUGCUGCUUUUGAGAGGCCCAGAACACCACCAUUAACCUGUGCCACUAAAUUGCCAAACCAUGCUACCAAUUCUUUGGGGGAUUGUAAAUCUUCCCUGCCAGGAGAGCCUCUUCAUAAUUGUGCUGUUGAAACUGCAUCAGAUAAUAUGAAUUCUGCAGUAAGUAAUGGUGUGCUAAAGUCUUCUGAGAAUGCAAUAGUAAUUUCAGAAAAUCCCAUUACUCAAACUGGCCAGAUUAACAAUUUGGAUUGCCAUAAUGAACUAAACGGUGGGAGUGCAGUGUCUUCAAAUGCCAACAAUAUAACAUAUGUUAAACGAAAAUCAAAUCAGUUGGUUGCAGCUUCAAGACCUUGUUCACCGUCUGUUAGAGAUGCUAAUAAUAUCCCGGGCUUACCUUCUGAUGGCUAUUACAAGAGGAGAAAAAAUCAGCUGGUUAGGACUUCAGUAGAAAGCCAUGUUCAACCAACUGUCAUCAUGCCUGAUGAAACUGUAAAUCCUGAUGGGCAAACUCCUCAUAACAUAACUUCCAGAAGAAGUUCGAGUAAGAGACGAUCUCGAAAAGCCAUGACAAAGUCAUGUAAACCUUCAAAGUUCUCUUUCGUCUGGACAUUACACAGUGCUCAAUUGUCCAAUGGUGAUGAUUCAUUGCACCGUCAGAAGUUCUUGCCUCACUUGUUUCCCUGGAAAAGAGCAACAUACUGGAGAAGUUUCACGCCAAAUACAGCUACCAAUCCCAGUAAUUCUUCCUUAUCAACAAUUAGUAGGAAAUUGCUUCUAUUGAGAAAGAGGGAUACUGUUUACACAAGAUCAAAACACGGAUUUUCACUUCGAAAGUCCAAGGUAUUAAGUGUGGGUGGAUCUAGUUUAAAAUGGUCAAAAUCCAUUGAAAAGCGAUCGAAGAAAGCUAAUGAGGAAGCUACCUUGGCAGUUGCUGAAGCAGAGAAGAAGAAAAGAGAACAGAGUGAUGCUUCAGGUGCCGUUUCUGGGACAAAGAACAGAAAUUGUUCUUCUCAUAAGUCAGUUCAUAGUAUAAAUCUGCACCCAGGUGAACGGAUAUUCAGGAUUGGUUCAUUUCGCUACAAAAUGGAUUCCUCAAGGCGGACCCUUCAGAGGAUAUCGGAUGAAGAUUCAUCACGUUCGGCUGCUUUUCAAACAGAAAAGGAUUCCAAGAGACCUUACGUUCCAAGGAGAUUAGUGAUUGGCAAAGAUGAAUAUGUCCGAAUUGGCAAUGGCAACCAACUUGUUAGAGAUCCAAAGAAACGAACACGCAUUUUGGCAAGUGAGAAAGUUCGAUGGAGUUUGCACACUGCUAGAUCACGAUUGGCUAGAAAGCGAAAGUAUUGUCAAUUUUUCACAAGAUUUGGGAAAUGCAACAAAGAUGAUGGAAAAUGCCCUUACAUUCAUGAUGCCUCCAAAAUUGCUGUCUGCACAAAGUUUCUAAAUGGUUUAUGUUUUAAUUCAGACUGCAAAUUGACUCACAAGGUGAUUCCAGAAAGGAUGCCAGAUUGCUCUUACUAUUUGCAAGGUCUUUGCACCAAUAAAAAUUGCCCAUACAGGCAUGUGCAUGUGAAUCCAAAUGCAUCUACUUGUGAAGGAUUUUUGAGGGGAUAUUGUGCCGAUGGCAAUGAGUGUCGGAAGAAGCACAGCUACGUCUGCCCCGCAUAUGAAGCAACAGGAUCCUGUCCUCAAGGGUCGAAAUGCAAGCUUCAUCAUCCCAAAAACAGAAGCAAGGGAAAGAAAAGCAAGCAAUCAAGAGAGAAGAAGAAUGCCCUAGGGCGAUACUUUGGUUCAAUGCAUACAAGUGUUUCUGAACCUGGAACUGCACUGCCUGGAACAUACUCAGCACAAGAUAAUUCCAAGGUUUAUAUUGGAGGAAGCAUUGGUGACUAUAUCAGCCUUGACGAUGGUGAAGCAGCCAGAGAAACUAUCUAUUUAGCGGAUGAGCAAGCAUCCUUCAGUGAGGGUGAUCCUUUGGACUUGCAAUUAGUUGAGCUUGAUGAGCUAAUUAAACCAAUUCGCAUAAUGACUUAAUGACAAGCUGCAGCCUAUGAUGAGUGCUCAAAUGAGAAGCAGACAGGCCUAUGCCAUAAAGACAUGCAUUCUGUUUGUUGUCACGAGGUAGAUAAUCAAUUUGAGCAAAUUUCUGUCUGGUGUUUGCAAUUGCAGGGGACGUCCCGUUGAGAUCACGGGGGCUGGUAGAAAUUGGUUUGGAUGAGGUUAUGGACGUUGGGUUUGUGCAUAGGAUCUUUUUUAAAACUUUUUGCUAUAGGAGUGUUACUUGUUUUCUUUUUCUUUCAUAGUCUUUUUAUAGGAACACAUUUUUUUACGUUAUAUUCACAUGCAGUGUAUAUAUGAACAUUGUAAGAAUUGAAAGAAGUAAAUGGAAAUUAUGCUGUAAAAGCAUUUGGUUUCGGGAA
Manihot esculenta (cassava) is the source of this 6925-nucleotide messenger RNA. RefSeq lists its product as uncharacterized. Gene Ontology annotation, cellular component: nucleus. The record is from RefSeq and is a predicted model, not a curated record. Bases 147 to 6539 code for a protein of 2130 amino acids. The transcript has 10 exons. Gene Ontology annotation, molecular function: metal ion binding. Lineage: Eukaryota; Viridiplantae; Streptophyta; Magnoliopsida; Malpighiales; Euphorbiaceae.